Triplophysa rosa is the source of this 7949-nucleotide messenger RNA. RefSeq names its product nuclear mitotic apparatus protein 1 (gene numa1). The record is from RefSeq and is a predicted model, not a curated record. Gene Ontology annotation, cellular component: centrosome; spindle pole; spindle microtubule. Lineage: Eukaryota; Metazoa; Chordata; Actinopteri; Cypriniformes; Nemacheilidae. Gene Ontology annotation, biological process: establishment of mitotic spindle orientation. The transcript has 24 exons. Gene Ontology annotation, molecular function: microtubule binding.
UUUGAAAACGUUUCGGCGAGAGAUUUGAUGUGGAUCUCAGUUUUGUUUCACCCUGAGCUCACGAGUCCGCCAUGAAGUUAAAUAGGUUGACGGCGGAGGCGCUUUUAACAUGGAUGAACGGUGUGUUUCCAAAUGGACCCGUCACACAGUUCAUCCAUAUUAGGGAUGGGCACCUGCUCAUGAGAAUCUGCUGUAAAUUACAAGGGAAAGAGGAAUGUGAGAAACUGAUGUCAUUACCCGUUGAUAAUAAAGUCGAACUCAUCUUCAGCAUUUUGCACAAUGACUUUAACUUCAGCAGAACACAAGGUUCCCUCAUCUCACAGAAAGUGAGUCAAGGAAUUGAUCUGGAGCUUCAGCUCGCCAAGGUUGCACUUCUGCUUUGUUACUGCAGUUUUAAACACAAGCUCAUGAAUGUGAGCACAAGUACAGAGUCCGUGAUUGCGUCCAUGUUUCGUUUUGUAAAAGACAAUGCGGAUGGUCUGUCUUUAGACGAAGGCUUAGAUCAGUUUCUGACCCAAGACUUUGUAAUGAAUUUCUCCAGCUUCAGCUCUGACAGCGGAGCCAGUUCAUCAUUCUACACCGAUGAAGAGUCACCGCUCUUCAGCCGCUUUCAUCGUCAUCCCAUAGUUCAGUUUCAAGAGCUCUGCACUGUGGCCUCCAGUUCAGAUGGCUCUCCAGUGCAGGACAUGAUGAGCACGCCGCAUUUCCAGUUAAAGCGCCUCCGGAAAGAACUGGCACAUGAAGGGGACAUCAGAGACGAACUGGAGAAAGAACUGGCCAAUCAGAUCAGCAUCAUCUCAGAGAAAGAGGGUUUGAUCUCUCAGCUGCAGCACAGGGUCGAGCGUCUGCUGCGGGAACAGGGAGAGCUGGAGAAAGACCAUAAAGCCGCUCUGCUGGAGCUGCAGGAGAAGAACGAGAGUCUCCUUCGGAGAGUACAUGAGGUUCUAAAGCUAUGCCAGGACCUCAAAACCGACAACUCUCAGAAAGAGAAAAAGAUUGAUGAGCUGACGGAAGAGAACGGGACUCUUGCUGCUCAGGUACGAAACGUCUUUGCUCAGCUUGCGAGAACCGAGGAGGAGGUUGCUAAACUCAAGCUGGCCCACGAAUCAUCUCAGGAUGAGUGGAGGAUCAGAAGAGAGUUUCUGGAGAAAGAGUUGAAUGAGGCCGUCACACACCGGGAGUGCCUGAGUGAGCAAGUUCAGAUCUUGCAAGGAAAGAUUUCUGUUCUGGAGGAUGAACUCAUAAAAGCUCAAUCUCAGGAGAGGGGAGAGGUUCUUGGUCCUAUCAUGGAGUGGGAGAAGCUUAAACAGGAGUUGGCAGAUCUGACACUUAAACUUGCUGAACUUCAGGACACGAUUUCUCAUCUUGAGAAAGAGAAGGCUGAGGUCGAGGCCUUGCUGGCUAAGGAGAGAGGCUUAUUUGAAAAGGAAACCCAAAGACUUCAGACCAUGGUAUUUGAUCUGGAGCAAUCCAUCAGCAGCAUCCGUAGGGAAAGAGAAACACUGCAACAUGCCUUACAGACCCAGAAAGAGAUGCUCACUGCAAAGAUUGAGGCUCUGGAAAGAGAUGUUUCUCGGCUGCAACAAGUGGAAGUUCAGCUGACAGCUGAGAUCAAAAUCUCUGCAGAUCUCCGCCAACAGAGAGAGGAGCUGGAGGGGAGGGUAGCCUUGCUCGAUCAGAUGGUUAACGCUCUACAUGCUGAAAUCCAGGGCUUGGAAAUGGAAAGAGCAUCGCAGCAGGAUUCUCUUAAUGCCCUCAUGGUCGACCUGCAAACUGCCAAAGCAACCCUGCAAGAAUAUGAGGUGAAGUUGGAAGACCAUCAGAAUUUGGUAAAGGAGAACGUUUUAUUGAAAAAGGAAGCAUGUACAAUGCGACAGGAGAUUGAUGAGCAUCUGCAGGCUAUAAAAAAUCUUCAAGGGCAAAUCAGUUUCCUCCAACAGGAGAAAACGGAGGAAGAGAACAAAGUGAGUCAGGCCGUAUCCCAAAUUGAGAGCCUCCAAACUCAAAUCACACAACUGUCAGAACAAAUAUCACAGAAAGAUGAAAAAAUAAAAAAUCUGAGCAAUGAGUAUGACUCUUUAGAUAACGAGCUGAAGCUUGUGAGGGAACAAAAUGUUGAAAUCAAUGAAAUGAUCAAAUCCAUUUGUAAAGACCACGAGGACACCAUUAAGAAACUUCAGCAGGAGCUUUGCUGUGCCGCUUCGACUGCUUCAAAGAAACAGGAGGAAAUGUUGACGCUGUCAGCUGAUGUAACAUGUCUAAAAGAGCAGAUCUGUCACUACAAUGAAAACAAACUGCAGAAACAACAGGAGUUUUCUGUUUUAGAGGCUGAACACAAAGUGAUGAAGAAAAACCUGACAUCUCUUCAAAAUCAGUUAGUGGAAGCGACCGCUACGACUGCACAGAAAGAAUCCGAGCUCACCUCUCUUCAUAAGGAGCUUUGCCAUCAAGAAAUCCUGAGAAAAACAGCUCAGGAGCUCAAGACGGCCAGGUGUGAGGAAUACAACAAGACUGUGAGUGAACUUCAGGCCAAAAUUCAAGAGGUGUCCUCACUUGCAUCAGAAAGGGAAGCUUGCGUGAGUUCUCUUCAGGAUGAGAUAAAGGAUCUUCAGUUGAGAGCAAAACAGUCUGAAUAUGGUCUUCGCACAGAGCUGGAAGAAAAGAUUAAUAACCUACAAAAUAAACUGGAUGCUGCCAAAUGUUGUGUUGCAGAUAAAGAACAUCAGCUGGAGUCUUUGGAAGAGAAGCUGAAGGAGAUGGAACAGCUUUGCCAACAAAAGGAGAACAAUGUUCUUGAGACACGUCAAGCAAAGGAAGACCUGGAGAAGAGGAUUGUUGAGCUUUACGUUGAGAAAAAUCAACUAAUUGAGUGCCAACAAAAUUUAGACCUCUUGAAAAAAGAAAAGGACCAAUUUUCUGCUGAGGUGACAUCUCUCAAAGAAGAAUUAUGCCAUGCCCUAGAAAAGGAACAAGAAAAACAAAAAGAUGUGUCUGUGUUGGAGGCUAACCACAAUGCUUUGAAGGAAAACUUGGCUGCUCUUCAAAACAAGUUGGUGGAGGUGACGGCUACAGCUUCGCAGAAGGAGUCUGAGCUUCUCUUGCUUCAGCAGGAGCUUUGCCAACAAGUGAAUCUCAGAAAAAGCGCUCAGGAGCUUGAGACUGCCAAGUGUGAAGAAUUUGAGAGAAAGGUGAGCGAACUUCAAGCCAAGAUUCAAGAGGUUACCGAUCUUGCCACUGAGAGAGAAGCUCAAAUAAGUUUGCUUCAAAAUGAGAUAAAGGAUCAACAAGCGAGAGCCAAACAAAUUGAAGAUGAUCUCCACAAAAAGCUGGAAGAGACUGUUUGUUCCCUACAAGGAGAGCUUAAUGCUGCUAAUUAUGUUGCUGCGGAUAAAGAAUAUCAGCUGGAGUCUUUGGAAGAGAAGCUGAGGGAGAUGGAAAGGCUUUGCCAACAAAAGGAGAACAAUGUUCUUGAGACACGUCAAGCAAAGGAAGACCUGGAGAAGAGGAUUGUUGAGCUUUACGUUGAGAAAAAUCAACUAAUUGAGUGCCAACAAAAUUUAGACCUCUUGAAAAAAGAAAAUGACCAAUUUUCUGCUGAUGUGACAUCUCUCAAAGAAGAAUUAUGCCAUGCCCUAGAAAAGGAACAAUAUAAACAAAUAGAUGUGUCUGUGUUGUAGGCUAACCACAUUGCUUUGAAGGAAAACUUGGCUGCUCUUCAAAACAAGUUGGUGGAGGUGACGGCUACAGUUUUGCAGAAGGAUUCUUAGCUUCUCUUGCUUCAGCAGGAGCUUUGCCAACAAGUGAAUUUCAGAAAAAGCUCUCAGGAGCUUGAGACUGCCAAGUGUGAAGAAUUUGAGAGAAAGGUGAGUGAACUUCAAGCCGAGAUUCAAGAGGUUACUGCUCUUGCCACUGAGAGAGAAGCUCAAGUAAGUUCACUUCAAAAUGAGAUAAAGGGUCAACAGUUGAGGGCCAAACAAAUUGAAGAUGAUCUUCAGAAGAAGCUGGAAGAGACUGAAAACUUGGCUGCUCUUCAAAACAAGUUGGUGGAGGUGACGGCUACAGUUUUGCAGAAGGAUUCUCAGCUUCUCUUGCUUCAGCAGGAGCUUUGCCAACAAGAGAAUUUCAGAAAAAGCACUCAGGAGCUUGAGACUGCCAAGUGUGAAGAAUUUGAGAGAAAGGUGAGUGAACUUCAAGCCGAGAUUCAAGAGGUUACUGCUCUUGCCACUGAGAGAGAAGCUCAAGUAAGUUCACUUCAAAAUGAGAUAAAGGGUCAACAGUUGAGGGCCAAACAAAUUGAAGAUGAUCUUCAGAAGAAGCUGGAAGAGACUGUCAGCUCCCUACACGGAGAAAUAAAAGCUGUCACUGCAGAUAAAGAACAUCAACUGGAGUCUUUGGAGCUGAAGCUGAAGGAGAUGGAACGGCUUUGCCAAGAAAAGGAGAAAGCUGGUCUUGAGACGCAUCAGGCAAAGGUGGCCCUUGAAAAAAGACUUGAAGAGCUUCUUGUUGAGAAACAACAGCUGAACGAUUGCCAUCAGAAUUUAGACAUCUUGAAGAAGGAACGAGACCUCUUAUCAACUGAAUUAACAUCCCUCAAAGAAGAAGUCCAGAGUUACCAGGAGAACAAAGUUCAGAAACAACACGAGCGAUGUCUUGUAGAAGCUGAAUGCAACACGUUAAAGGGGAAUAUGGCCACUCUUAAGAUGCAGUUGGUGGAGGUGACAACUACAUCCGCACAGAAGGAUUCUGAGCUCCUCUCACUGAAAAAUGAGCUGCACCAACAAGAGAGCCUUAGAAAAGAUGCUGAGGGGUGUGAGGCGGAUAAAUGUGAAAAGUUUGAGAGGAAGGUGAGUGAACUUCAGGCUCACAUCCUUGAGGUGUCCACUCUUGCAUCUGAAAGGGAAGCUUCUGUGAGUUCUCUUCAAGAGAAGAUGGCUGAUCAUCAACUGAGGGCCAAACAGUCUGAAGAUGAUCUCCGCAGAGAGCAGGAGGAGAAAAUUGGAAACCUACAGACACAACUGGAUGUGGCCGGUCAUCAUGCUGCAGAUAAAAAUCUGAAGCUGAGGGAGAUGGAGCAAUUGUGUCAACAAAAGGAGAAAGAUGCUCUUGAGACGCAUCGGGAAAAUGAAGACCUGAAGAAGAGGGUUGAUGAGCUUCUUGAAGAGAAACAACAAUAUAAUGAGUGCAUGCAGAAUUUAGAUGCAUUGAGAAAAGAAAAAGACCAUGUGUCAGAUGAAGUAACAUCUCUUAAAGAACAAGUCUGCCAUUACCAGGAGAAUCAGGUGAGAGCACAACAAUUAAUGUCUGAUUUGGAGGCUAAACACAACGUGUUUAAAGAAAACUUGGCUGCUCUAAACAACCAGUUGGUUGAGGUGACGACUACAGCUUCACAGAAAGAAUCUGAGCUCCUUCGCCAACACAAGAACCUUAAAGAACUUUCUCAAGAACUUCAGGAUAAAGUACUAGAGGUCUCCACUCUUGCUUCUGAGAGGGAAGCUCAAAUAGGUUCACUUCAAGAUGAGGUAAAGAAUCAACAUUUAAAAGCCAAACAGUCUGAGGAUGAUCUCCGCAAGGAGAUGGAGGACAAGAUUGAAAUCCUACAGAGCCGAUUAGAAACUGCCAGUUGUGGCGCUGCAGAGAAAGAAUGUGUCCUGGAGUCUUUGGGUCACAAGCUGAGAGAAAUGGAAGUGCUGUGUGAACAAAAGGAGAAAGAUGUCCUUGAGAUAGACAAGGCAAAGGUGGAACUGGAGAGAAGGAUUGUUGAGCUUCAAGUUGACAAACAACGACAGGAUGGUCAGCAGCAGAAUUUGGAGAUGCUGAUGAAGGAAAGGGGGCACUUGUCUUCUCUAAGCCAGUCUCUCCAGAGAGAAUGUGAUGCAUCACAGAGGAUUAGAGCUGAGCUGGAGGUGAAGGUUGAAGAGCAAAGUGGCUCCAUCUCGGCUCUUAAGAAGACGGCUCGACAGUGGGAGGAACAGAACCAGGAACUCCUGGAACAACUGAAGAUGAAGUCGGAAGCAGUUGAACACUACAAAGCACAGGUGGAGAAAGCAAAAAAUCACUACAACGGUAAAAAACAGCUGCUGGUGGAGGCUCAGGAGAUGAACCAUAAUCUUGAGAACUCCCUGGAGGCCAGCAAGAGAGAAGUCAAAGCUCUGGAGACUGAAUUGACGCUGGCUCGCAUGCAAGUAGACCAGGUGAAGGCGAAAGAGAAGAGCCUGACGACCAAAGUGAACAGCUUGGAAGCUCAGGUGGACUUUGCUAACAGGCAGCUGCGAGAGCAAAAAAAUCUGAGCGAUAAUAUCAAAGAGGUGAGACACAGAGAAACUCUGUACACACGAGUCCCAGAGACACGCCAUGACACCAGCACAGACAGCUUGGAGCUGGAACUCAACGAUUCUCUCAAUCCUAACGGUCAUUCGGCAAUGCCGAGUGAGUCCAGCACUCCGUUGGUCCGUAGCUCAGAGCGUUUGGCUGCUAAACGCCAUGCGUUGGGGGCGGAAUCCCUCGAGACUCUCUAUUUCACACCAAUGAGUCAACAAGGCAAGAAGAUAAAAAGCAACGAUGCCAUUGAACACAAACUGGAGUCAAGCAUCACUUCAUUCGGUGAUCUCGUGGUCGACUCUGCCAAGAAACUCACGGCCUCGGCCCGCAGGCGGCGUACUACACAGGUUAUCAACAUCACCCUGGCUAAGAAGGCAUUGGGUGAAGGCGAGGAGUCGUUUUCUAGUCUGCACUCUGCCCAAUCUCAUCCCAACUUGGCGGUACAACACUCACGGCCUUUCUCAUUGGACUUCUCAGAAGAUGGUGCUUUAUCGAAAACAGACAAACUUCAAAGUUUGCCAGGAUAUCGCAGAAGUGCCGUGCACACCGCUGGCCCAACAAGAGCCACCAGUACGUUCUGCAUCGGAGCAGAGAAUGAACCCGAGCACGCUGCCGAUGACUGGAUGCGCAUCGCUGAACUGCAGGCGAGGAAUAAAACUUGUCUGCCUCAUCUGAAGAGCAGCUACCCGCUGGAGUCCAGGCCCAGUGUAGGACUUCCUUCAUUCACCAUAACAGAUGAUGACCUGCGCAUGGGUGACCCGGACGAGACGAUUCGACGUGCGUCCAUGAUUCCCGACCAGAUUCUGGAAUCCCUGAACUCCCGCCGCUUCUCUCUGGCGGUUGGAACAAGCUCAAAUCAGAGCCUCGCACAAUCCCAGCCUCAACGCGCCACCAUGUUACCAGGUCAGAUCAGAUCCAGCGCUGCCGCUCACCGGGCCGCGCAGCUCACGAAAACCAACACGCAAGUGCGUGCAUCACAGAAUACCCGCAGCCCAUUGGCUCCCAAACGCCAGGGAUCCCAACUGCAGGGACCUGAUACACCUGAGGCAAAGAAGUUGGCAAGCUGCUUUCCACGACCAAUGACACCUAAAGGCCGGCACACCAACAGUCAAAACAGACCUCCAAACUCUCCGGCUGAGCGAAGACAAUCUCUCAUGUUCUCCGUGGUAAAUACUCCGAAGAAUAACAGUCGUGGUGACAGCAGGCUGCAGAGAGGCCUCAACAAGCUGCGUAACAGCGCCCGCAAAUCUCCUGCCAUGGCCAGUCGGGCCCUGCGCUCCGCUGCCAGCACUGUUAACGGCAAAUCUCCUCUUGACUCGAGAAAAUCACCUCGCAACAAGUCUCCCAAAUCCUCCAAUGCCAAAAAGAUCAAAUUCAGGAUAAAGGUUUAAAUGGAAGAUUCCACCCAAAAUCUGUCUUCUUGCAUCAGAGUUUUGAAGCAAACUAUGCACGUUCCUUUUUGGUUUCUGUACUUUUUUAAUAUAUAUUUUUUUCUUUUUGGUAUGCAGUCACUUUAUUGACUGUUGCCCUGUUUGUUUCAUGUAAUUGGUUCUGUUUGUAUUAUAUUUAAAUGUAUUUCUUGUUUUCUGAAAAUAAAGUCUUAUGUCAGAUGUGCUGAUGAGCUUCUCAGC